Messenger RNA from Peromyscus californicus insignis, 6085 nucleotides. It is a transcript of the gene Atp11c, whose product is annotated as ATPase phospholipid transporting 11C. Bases 161 to 3550 code for a protein of 1129 amino acids. Gene Ontology annotation, molecular function: ATP hydrolysis activity; magnesium ion binding; ATPase-coupled intramembrane lipid carrier activity. Gene Ontology annotation, cellular component: recycling endosome; endoplasmic reticulum; trans-Golgi network. Gene Ontology annotation, biological process: phospholipid translocation. The record is from RefSeq and is a predicted model, not a curated record. The transcript has 30 exons. NCBI's taxonomy places the organism in Eukaryota, Metazoa, Chordata, Mammalia, Rodentia, Cricetidae.
GCGCGCAGAGGCGAGGAGGGCAGGCGGCGGGCUGGCGGCGGGGCGGCCGAGCUAGCUGUCCGCUUUGCGCCGCGGGCCCACGCCGCAGUGUGUUUUGUGGACGGCGCCUUCCCAGACAGCCCACAGGAGCCCAGCUUGACACCCCGCAGCCUCGGACGCGAUGUUCCGCCGGACCUUGAAUCGUUUGUGCUCUGGAGAAGAGAAACGAGUUGGUACACGUACAGUAUUUGUUGGCAAUCAUCCCAUUUCAGGAAUGGAAACUUAUAUUGCACAAAGAUUUUGUGAUAAUAGAAUAGUCUCAUCUAAGUAUACACUUUGGAAUUUCCUCCCAAAGAAUUUGUUUGAACAGUUUAGAAGAAUUGCGAAUUUUUAUUUUCUCAUCAUUUUCCUUGUACAGGUCACAGUAGACACACCAACCAGCCCAGUUACUAGUGGACUUCCACUUUUCUUUGUUAUAACUGUUACCGCAAUCAAGCAGGGAUAUGAAGAUUGGCUUAGACACAGAGCUGAUAAUGAAGUUAACAAAAGUACUGUUUACAUUAUUGAAAAUGCAGAACGAGUGAGAAAAGAAAGUGAAAAAAUCAAGGUUGGUGAUGUAGUAGAAGUACAGGCAGAUGAAACCUUUCCCUGUGAUCUUAUUCUUCUGUCAUCCUGCACAACUGAUGGAACCUGUUAUGUCACUACAGCCAGUCUUGAUGGUGAAUCUAAUUGCAAGACACAUUAUGCAGUACGAGAUACCAUUGCACUGUGUACAGCCGAAUCCAUUGAUAACCUCCGAGCAGCAAUUGAAUGUGAACAGCCUCAACCUGACCUCUACAAGUUUGUUGGGCGAAUCAGUAUCUAUAGUGAUAGUGUUGAGACUGUUGCCAGGUCUUUGGGACCUGAAAAUCUUUUGCUGAAAGGAGCUACACUUAAAAAUACCAAGAAGAUAUAUGGAGUUGCUGUUUACACUGGGAUGGAAACCAAAAUGGCUUUGAACUACCAAGGGAAAUCUCAGAAACGUUCUGCUGUCGAAAAAUCUAUUAAUGCCUUCUUGAUUGUUUAUUUAUUUAUCUUACUGACCAAAGCUGCAGUAUGCACAACUCUAAAGUAUGUUUGGCAAAGUACCCCAUACAAUGAUGAACCUUGGUAUAACCAAAAGACUCAAAAGGAACGGGAAACUUUUAAGGUUUUGAAAAUGUUCACCGACUUUUUAUCAUUCAUGGUUCUCUUCAACUUUAUUAUUCCUGUCUCCAUGUAUGUCACAGUAGAAAUGCAGAAAUUUUUAGGCUCAUUUUUUAUUUCAUGGGAUAAAGACUUUUUUGAUGAAGAAAUUAAUGAAGGAGCCUUGGUUAACACAUCAGACCUUAAUGAAGAACUUGGUCAGGUGGAUUAUGUAUUUACAGAUAAGACUGGAACACUCACUGAAAAUAGCAUGGAGUUCAUUGAAUGUUGCAUUGAUGGGCACAAAUAUAAAGGCACAACUCAGGAAGUUGAUGGAUUAUCUCAAACUGAUGGGCCCUUAACCUAUUUUGAUAAAGCAGAUAAGAACCGAGAAGAGCUCUUUUUGCGUGCUCUGUGUUUAUGUCACACUGUAGAAAUUAAAACAAAUGAUGCUGUUGAUGGACCUACAGAAACAGCUGAAUUCACCUAUAUCUCCUCCUCACCAGAUGAAAUAGCUUUGGUGAAAGGAGCAAAAAAGUUUGGAUUCACAUUUUUGGGAAAUUGGAAUGGACAUAUAAAAGUAGAGAACCAAAGAAAAGAAAUAGAAGAAUAUGAACUUCUCCACACCUUAAAUUUUGAUUCUGUCCGCCGACGUAUGAGUGUAAUUGUAAAGACCCAAGGAGGAGAUAUACUACUUUUUUGUAAAGGAGCAGAUUCAUCAGUUUUUCCCAGGGUGCAUAACCAUGAAAUUGAGUUAACGAAAGCUCAUGUGGAACGUAAUGCAAUGGAUGGGUAUCGGACUCUUUGUGUAGCCUUCAAAGAAAUUGCUCCCGAUGAUUUUGAAAGAAUUAAUACACAACUAAUAGAGGCAAAAAUGGCCCUACAAGAUAGAGAAGAAAAACUGGAAAACAUUUUUGAUGAGAUUGAGACAAACAUGAAUUUAAUCGGAGCCACUGCUGUGGAAGACAAGCUGCAAGAUCAGGCUGCAGAGACCAUUGAAGCUCUGCAUGCAGCUGGCUUGAAAGUCUGGGUGCUUACUGGAGACAAGAUGGAAACAGCCAAAUCCACUUGCUAUGCCUGCCGCCUUUUCCAAACCAAUACUGAGCUCUUGGAACUGACCACAAAAACCAUUGAAGAAAGUGAAAGGAAAGAAGAUCGAUUACAUGAAUUGUUAAUAGAAUAUCGUAAGAAGUUGCUGCAUGAAUUUCCUAAGAGCACUAGAAGCCUUAAAAAAGCAUGGACAGAGCAUCAGGAAUAUGGAUUAAUCAUUGAUGGCUCCACAUUGUCUCUCAUACUAAAUUCUAGUCAAGACUCUAGUUCAAACAACUAUAAAAGCAUUUUCCUACAAAUCUGUAUGAAAUGUACUGCAGUGCUCUGCUGCCGGAUGGCACCAUUACAAAAAGCCCAGAUUGUCAGAAUGGUGAAGAACUUGAAAGGCAGCCCCAUAACACUGUCAAUAGGUGAUGGUGCCAAUGAUGUCAGUAUGAUUUUGGAAUCCCAUGUGGGAAUAGGUAUUAAAGGAAAAGAAGGUCGCCAGGCAGCCAGGAAUAGUGAUUAUUCUGUUCCAAAAUUUAAACAUUUAAAGAAACUGCUAUUGGCUCAUGGACAUCUAUAUUAUGUGAGAAUAGCACAUCUUGUACAGUAUUUCUUCUACAAGAAUCUUUGUUUCAUUUUGCCACAGUUUUUGUACCAAUUCUUCUGUGGAUUCUCACAACAGCCACUCUAUGAUGCUGCUUAUCUUACAAUGUACAAUAUCUGUUUCACAUCCCUGCCCAUCCUGGCCUACAGUCUACUGGAACAGCACAUCAACAUUGAUACUCUGACCUCAGACCCUCGAUUAUAUAUGAAAAUUACUGGCAAUGCUAUGUUACAGUUGGGGCCCUUCUUAUAUUGGACAUUUCUGGCUGCCUUUGAAGGGACAGUAUUCUUCUUUGGAACUUAUUUCCUUUUUCAGACUACAUCCUUAGAAGACAAUGGAAAGAUAUAUGGAAACUGGACAUUUGGAACCAUUGUUUUUACAGUCUUAGUAUUCACUGUAACUCUGAAGCUCGCCUUGGAUACCCGAUUCUGGACAUGGAUAAAUCACUUUGUGAUUUGGGGUUCUCUAGCCUUUUAUGUUUUUUUCUCAUUCUUCUGGGGAGGAAUUAUUUGGCCUUUUUUGAAACAACAGAGAAUGUAUUUUGUGUUUGCUCAAAUGCUGUCUUCUGUUUCCACAUGGUUGGCCAUAAUUCUCCUAAUAUUUAUCAGCCUUUUCCCUGAGAUUCUCUUAAUAGUAGUAAAGAAUGUACGAAGAAGAAGUGCCAGGAGAAAUCAGAGCUGUAGAAGGGCAUCUGACUCAUUAUCCGCCAGACCUUCAGUCAGACCUCUUCUUUUACGAACAUUCUCAGACGAAUCUAAUAUAUUGUAACAGAAUCUGAAUCUUGAACUGCCCAUGUUGUUGUCCUACAAGCAUAUUGACUGUGGUUGCAGCUAAAGAAAGAAAGCAUGAAGGAACAACUACAAAAGAUAUUAACUCAGGAUACUCAAUAUGCAACAAAAACCACUCUCGUGUGUAGGGUUCAGAAUAAAUGUCCAUUAAAAUACCAAAUAACUCUCCUAACCAUUUACAGUUAUUGUAAGUAGCCAUUAUGGCCAAAGUUAAGAAUUAUAUGAAAGUUUAAAGUAAGCAUACUUAGAAUUCUGGAUUUAGAUAGAAUAAAGUAACUAUAAAAUGGGUGCUCUUUUAACCCAUUGACUUCGUGAAUGGAUUUAAAUAUAGUAGUAUAAAGUAGAAGUCAUGCAAUGGAAAUGAACAGAUUUUGCUAAAACAGUGUUAACUUUUUUGCCUGGCAAAAGACAUAGGCUGUUUGUAUCACAUUUCUCGUUCCUGCUGAAUGAUUAUCUUAUUUUUUUCCAAAUAUAAAAGGAAUACUUGAAAAUACAGAAGAACUAAAUGAUAUUACUGCAUCAGACAAAAUAGUUUAUCUUCUGUUCAUUCACAGGCUAAUUGUCUUGGUCUCUAAUAUCCUUUCUAAAAAAAUACCUUGAAUACUUUGUGCGAUACUGUUAAUUCUGGGUAUUAUUGUAGAAACAAGUUUGCAAAAGGUUAUUUGGUUCGUUUUCUUCUGAACUACACACCACUUAUGUAUUUAAACUUGAAAAUAAAACACUUUGGUCACUUGGGUAGUAGCCCCUCAAAACAGUUAAGCAAUAAGAUAUUUCCAAUGUCAAUUUUGCUGGGUGAUGAGGUAAGAUGGAUUAAAUAUAUAAAAAUAAGUGCCAUUCUUAACAUCGGCAUUUUAUAAUUUUAUGUGGCAAAGAGAGGAGGAAUAGCUUAUUUUAAACUACUAACGGUUUUUAUUUGAAAGAGGUUGUGUUUGUGUAUAUAUACAGCACUUUUUUUUAAGUUACCAAUUUGGUAGGGGAGAGAUCCAUUCUAAAACAGUUCAACUUGUAAGAGCCAUGACCCUUUGGACAUGAAUGUUAUCUCCUGUAGCUGACUGGGACAGUAAAGUAGUCUAAUUCUAAACUAUGAGGUGGACCUUGGUAAGAUCCUCAAACUACUGGAUAAGAAAGAGGUUUUUACCCCUAAUAAGUUCACUUAAAACAUGAAGUAAGUGUGAAAUGUCUUUAUUCAAUAGAGGGACCACAUUUGAAAGCUAAGUUAAAAUGAUAUUUAGAAAAUAUUUUUCUAUCAGUUUCCAAUUUUUUGUCUUUCUGUCAUGCCUGUACUAUUUGAUGUUUAUAUUGUACCUUGAUUUAGCAAAGUAUUAGGUUCAUUCUAUUCCAUAUAUUUAUAUAGUCCAUAUGGCACAUUUGAUUCUUCCGUAUAUAUUGUGUUGAUGUUUAGAUGUAAUAUUUCUUAAAUUCUGAAAAGGUCAUAAUUUCAGUUACCAAAAACCAUUCCAUAAUUAAUUUAAUUUGUUCUUGUCUAUCAGUAUUAUUUUUGAGUAUUUUGUUAAAUGUCAUUUACAGCUUAAGUGUGCUGUGUGCUAUUGUAGCCUGUAUUUGAGGUGAUCUGCUGAAAGCAAAGUCUUUCUAUUCUUUGCCUAUUCCAAAGAGCUAAAACAUCUAACCCAGGAAAGCUUUGCUAUUUUGUUAUUGUUAUUGUCAUUGUUGUUGCUGCUGUAUUGUUAUUAUUUUACAUCAGAACUAUAAGGACUGUGAAUAACUAUAAGAGCCAAAUAGAGAGGCUUAGUUAAUGCAGAACAAUUGAGGAGUUGAUAUAAUCAGGAUAUCCAGGAUAGUAGAAAUAAAACUGAAUAUGUGUGACAUGUGGCAGUAGAGAGAAAUCUAGAUAAGCAAGUGAGGGCUAUUUAGAGUUGUAUCUCAGUUACACAUUACAUUGUACACUGCAGCUCAAAUCAGAGGAGCAUGGGUUUGCUUUUUGAAAGUUUUUUAUUAAUGAUCUAAAACAUGGCUAGCGUGGGAUUAUCAGAUGAAGUAACUUGAAAUGAGCCAUCCAGUAUUCCUAGUACUAUAAUCUAACCACUCUUAUAUCAGAAGAGGGCAAGAAGUCAAUAAGAAAACAGUAGGACCAUAUUACCAUAAUUUGAAUGAUUUUUUUGAGCUAUCAAAAUGUCCCUUGUAUUUUCCACACUGUUGUUUAUUGUUUGAGGAUGUUGCCUAUUAAACAGAAAUAUUCAUUCCAUAUCUACUACAUAUACACCAGCAACAGUAUAAAUGUAAGCCUAAAUUUGCAAAAGUCAUAAUUUAGUGAUGGAAUUUUUUAAUAACAUGCAGUAUAUAAAUGUGCAGAUUUUAUGCAGAUGUUGAUAAAAUCAUUUUUCAGCUUGUAAAAUGGAACUGCAAUAUUACAUUUUUCACUUAAGCAAUUUUUUACAUCUACUUUGUUGCUUUCUAAAAUGAACGUGAAUGCCAUCUUUUAUGAAUGCAACUUGCCUUUUUCAUUACAGAAAUUUUCGUUUGAUGUAAUCAAUAAACUUUGGUAUGAUAUAAUUGA